AGCCUUACUCGACAGAUCACGGAAAUUAGGCCUACACAGUCAUCAGAAAGCGCCACGGGAUGACCUUACUAUCAUUUAUGUACAUUAGAUAGUCACAAAAGAAAUAAACAAACACGACUCGAUGUAGAAUAGCCAGUGGAAUAUAUUUGAUAUGUGGAAGACACCGUUAAGGUCGGUAGCCUACUCUUUUUUUUUUAUUUCACCUUCGAAUGUCGUUAAAUAGCCUUGUUUCUGUAUCUUGCUUGUGUUUACUAUUCUCGAUAAAACUCGGAAUGGAUUUCAAAAAUCAAAAUUAAAGGAACAAUCGACAGACUCAAGGACAACUAGCACAAUCAAGGUCUCUUGUUAAGUUAUUUAUGGGACUGAACGUAACACCCUGACAAUCAAGAUCGCCACUCAAGUUUCGAAAGAAAUAGCAACAUCUCCUUCAGUUGUUUUUCCACUAUGGAGACAGAUUUUCCGCGAGCACUGAAGCGUUGAGGACGACACAGAAUCAUCUCCCCACGUUUGCGAUCCUCUGCAGCCCGCAUCCUCUCCUUAGUCUGUGGGCAUGGUGGACGCUCAGAUGCUCACCUGGCCUAUGAGUUUCGGACGCAGCCCCAUGGAGCGGGACGGGCAAUCGGACAUCUGCCACGUGUUUGACAUGUCCACCUUUAACUACCCCAGCCCUCUCAGCGAAGAGAACAGCAUCAGCCCUAAGCACUUGGAGGAUUUCACCGCCACAGAGGAACACCACGAAUGGACACCUGGAGAGGGGACGUUCACCAUGCUGAGCGAGGCCUCCAUAAAGGUCGAACCCAGGUCCCCAUCAGAACUCUCUGAACCAAACUACUCUUAUUUCAAGCUGCACACGGAUGUCUCUUCUGCGUUGGUGAACCUGGAGUGUAGGGUGUGUGGAGACAGGGCUUCGGGCUACCACUAUGGGGUUCAUGCAUGUGAGGGCUGCAAGGGUUUCUUCAGAAGGACAGUUCGACUGAACUUGAUAUAUGACUACUGUGCCUUGCAGUGUCGCAUUCACAAGAAGAGUCGAAACAAGUGUCAAUAUUGCCGUUUUCAGAAGUGUCUUUUGGUGGGCAUGUCCCACAACGCUAUUCGCUUCGGUCGAAUGCCCCGGACUGACAGGGAGAAACUUUUGGGCGAAAUUUCCAAGGAAAUUGAACAGCUAGACAGACAAGCAGCUGAUAGGAGGGCGCUUGCCAAGCAACUGUAUGAAUCCUAUGUCAAACACUUCCCCUUGCCCAAGAGCAAGGCAAAGGCAAUCCUGUCAGGAAAGACCAACAACCAUGCGCCUUUUGUCAUCCACGACAUGAAAUCUCUUAUGGCUGGGCAGCAGUUUCUGAACUGCAAAGAGGUGCCCCUGCUGAAGCCUGAACUGGACGUGGCUCUGGAGGCCCUCGAGGGUGGAGUGGAGCUGUCGUUCUUCCGUCAGGUGCAGGUCCGCUCCGCCGAGAGCAUCCGGGAGAUCACCGAGUUCGCCAAGAGCAUCCCGGGAUUCGUGGACCUGGACCUGAAUGACCAGAUCACGCUGCUGAAGUACGGCGCCAUGGAGGUGAUGAUCAUCCUGUGGGCCCCGCUCAUGAACAAAGACGGCACGCUGAUCGCCUACGGACAGAUCUUCAUGACGCGGGAGUUCCUACGCAGUCUGCGGGAGCCGUUCUGUGGCAUUCUGGAGCCCAAGUUCGACUUUGCCACCAAGUUUAACGUGCUGGAUCUGGAUGACAGCGACCUAGCUCUCUUCAUCGCAGUCAUCAUUCUCUGUGGAGACCGGCCAGGCCUGGUGAACGUGAAGCCCGUGGAGGAGCUCCAGGAGACGGUGCUGCAGGCGCUGGAGACCCACCUGAAGACGGUGCAUCCGGAGCAGCCCCAGCUCUUCGCCAAAGUGCUGCAGAAGAUGGCCGACCUGCGGCCGCUGGUGGCUGACCACGUCCGCCAAAUCCACCUUCUGAAGAAAACGGAGCUGGACAUGUGUCUGCACCCUCUGUUAGGGGAAAUCAUGAGAGACCUGUACUAGUUUACUAGACGACUUCUAGGCACCAUCUCUGAAUUACAUUCUACAUAAAUCGUUAUUUAUCUCUUAAUACUCUACGAAUGUAAUAUCUUAAAGUUUGGAGAAUGUUUCAACUUAAAAGAUAUAGUUUGCCAAUGUAGAAAUUAUAUUUGAUGUUCAGAGAAUAAUACUGUGAUUCUUCACUUGAGGGGUUCUGAUCGUGGAGGUCGGCAGGUCAAACUACUGUAUUUGUAAUGGGUAUGAAGACCACUAGAGGGUGCACUAUUCUUUAUGAUGUAUUGAUUGAAAGUGCACUCAGCCUUACAUUAGUAUACUAUAUGCAUCUCAAAUUGCCAUGCUUCUGACAUACAUGACUAAAUGAUCAAUGAAUUUCACAUGAACCAUGCUCUAACAUCUCAGAGAAGCUUCACUGAAACUUCAUGUUGGUGGCCAUCAUGACUUUAUGUAACGAGGCCCUUAAUCCAGAGUGGAUAUUUAAAAAACCAUUCAGCGACGUCUCGAGUGUACACUGGAGGAGGUAUUUUGAGUGUGUGCCCUGCAGCAGUAACUGUUUGGCUGGCCUGAUUCGAGGUGAGGAACAAUAUUCUGCCUCACUACUGAUUUCGUAAUGACAUGGUGCAUGUGUUAUUUUGGUCAGGGUGUGUAGAAAGGCCACACCAUCAGGCAGGGCAGAGAGCAGAAAUAGACACGAAGACCACAAAUAGAGAAUUAUACGCAGAGGGAAACUGCCCGGUCAGCAGACUCCCAUUACCUAACUUUUUUUGUCCAUUCUGUUUUUUUUUUGUUUUUUUGCAGUGCUCUCAUUUACCAAGUUGACCGUAAUGACAACAUAAGGGAGGCCUUUCCCAAACCGUUCAUAAAACAGCAUUGCUGUUCAGGCCUUUAUGUGGCACAAAUGUCCCAUUUCACAGAAUCAGCCGAGGCCUUCUGUCGCCUCUACGCUGACUUCUUCACAGUCCAGGCUAAUAACACACAUCUAAUGCUGAGACCAAACCCCUUGGAGGCCCAGUGAAGCAAACAGCAAUGACUCAUACAGGAUGCUUAUGGGGCAAGAGUCCCAGGCUGACAUCUCCUACCCACUGUGGUUGCAGUCAGCGCACAAAAAAAAGUAACAGCGGUCACAGAAACACAGCUUAUCCGAGUGCAGUGUCAGGACAGACGCAGAUCACUUGCAAAGCUCCGUGCCACAGCCCCACUGAUAGACGCUGUGGAACAUGUCUGCUUGCAGAUGACCGUGGUUUUUCGCCACUCUGGUACUCUAGUGCAAACAUAGCUCACAUAAGCCAGUUUAAGCACAUCACAGUGAUCUCCACACACCAACGAGCAACGGAGAAAAAGAAAACAAAUCAGUAGCAUUAUUUGACAUCAAAGAGACUACAAUGUGUCCACAAUAAAGGGCCAAUGUGUUUUUGACCGUGAAAGAUUAAAAUAAAAUAAAAAAGUGGUCAAGAAGA
Clupea harengus (Atlantic herring) is the source of this 3462-nucleotide messenger RNA. Its product is annotated as peroxisome proliferator-activated receptor gamma-like. The record is from RefSeq and is a predicted model, not a curated record. Gene Ontology annotation, biological process: positive regulation of fatty acid metabolic process; fatty acid metabolic process; positive regulation of transcription by RNA polymerase II. Gene Ontology annotation, molecular function: nuclear receptor activity; RNA polymerase II cis-regulatory region sequence-specific DNA binding; zinc ion binding. NCBI's taxonomy places the organism in Eukaryota, Metazoa, Chordata, Actinopteri, Clupeiformes, Clupeidae. Gene Ontology annotation, cellular component: nucleus.